AUGUCGGAAGAGACCCACGAUGCCGCUAUUCGCGGCCCUGUAGCGAUCCGCGCUGCGAUCCUCGUCUCCGGUGUCGUCGGUUGGAUGCUAACCGUCACCUUCUGCUUCUGCAUGUCAGACUACGAUGCGAUUAUGGCCACGCCGACCGGUCUGCCAGUGGCCCAGAUCUUCUUCAACGCCGGCGGCAAAACAGGUGGAACCAUCAUGUGGUUCUUCGUCAUGUUGGUCCAGUUCUUCACCGGCUGCUCCGCCAUGUUGGCGAAUGCUAGAAUGGCUUGGGCCUUUUCCCGCGACGCAGCCUUCCCAUUCUCGGGUUUCUGGAGCAAGAUCAAUUCCUACACGCACACUCCGGUCAAUGCGGUAUGGCUCGUUGUGCUGUUCUGCAGCUGCCUCGACCUAAUCGGCAUCGGAAGCACUCUUACCAUUACGGCUAUCUUCAACAUCACCGCCCCGGCCUUGGACAUCAGUUACAUCGCAGUCAUCAUUGCACACCGAUGGUACGAGAAUACUGUCACUUUCCACCCUGGACCAUACACAAUGGGCAGAUGGAGCAAGCCGGUCAAUGCGAUUGCAGUGACAUGGGUCAUCUUCAUCAGUGUUGUGUUGUUCUUCCCGACUGUCAAGCCAGUCAGGGCCGACAACAUGAACUACGCUAUCUGUGUGGCAGCCUUCAUUGGCCUGUUUAGCACGGUUUGGUGGUAUGCGGGUGCAAGGAAGAAGUACACCGGCCCGCGCACAAGCGACACCAUCGACAUGCUUCCACCGGAGGAUCCAGAGGACAUCCUCAGCGACUACGAAAACAACGUCUAG
Alternaria incomplexa is the source of this 810-nucleotide messenger RNA. RefSeq lists its product as uncharacterized. Gene Ontology annotation, molecular function: transmembrane transporter activity. Bases 1 to 810 code for a protein of 269 amino acids. NCBI's taxonomy places the organism in Eukaryota, Fungi, Ascomycota, Dothideomycetes, Pleosporales, Pleosporaceae. The transcript has 2 exons. The record is from RefSeq and is a predicted model, not a curated record. Gene Ontology annotation, biological process: transmembrane transport. Gene Ontology annotation, cellular component: membrane.